Dermatophagoides pteronyssinus (European house dust mite) is the source of this 693-nucleotide messenger RNA. Its product is annotated as transmembrane protein 70 homolog, mitochondrial. Lineage: Eukaryota; Metazoa; Arthropoda; Arachnida; Sarcoptiformes; Pyroglyphidae. The record is from RefSeq and is a predicted model, not a curated record. Gene Ontology annotation, biological process: mitochondrial proton-transporting ATP synthase complex assembly. Gene Ontology annotation, cellular component: mitochondrial membrane.
GAUAUAUCGAUGUAAAUAUUCGAUGGUUUGAAAUCACAUUGAGACGAAAACAAAAAAAAACAUUGCAAAAAAAAAAUUAAUAAAUAAUGGCAAAAUCUGAAACAACAACCGGAAAAUUAAUCUAUGAAGCACCUGAACAGAUGAUACGUAUGAUCAAAAUGAUUAAACGAUUAUCAAUAUCGACAACAUUAAUAUCGGCCGGUGUACAACCAAUUUUAUAUCCAAAAUUAAUUGCAUCUGGAUCAUCGUUAACAAUGGGUUUUGCAACAAUUACCUGUGCCGGUAUAUUCAUAUCACCAUUAAUAUUGAAUUGGUUUACAAAAAGAUAUGUAACAAAAUUAUAUUAUGAUGAUCAAAAUGAUCAAUUUGUUGCAAAACAUUUAAAUCUACUUAAUCGUGAUGUACAAUUGAAAUAUAAAUCUAAUCAAGUUCAAAUACCAGAAAUGUUGGGCAUUUUUACUACAUAUACAGUUGGUCAGAAAAAACAGCCAUUAUUUGUUGAUUCAAAUUUAGUAAUCGAUAUGAAACUCUAUAAACAAAUGCUUGGAUAUGAUCUACCGAUUGAUUUGAGGCCGGAAAGUGUUUUUCAAAAAAAACCACAACAACAACAACAACAAAGUAAAAAUGAUAGUAAAAAACAUUGAUCAUUUUGUUUAUUACAAUUAUUAUUUUUUUUCUUGUAUUCAAAUCAUA